Fusarium vanettenii 77-13-4 is the source of this 1776-nucleotide messenger RNA. RefSeq lists its product as uncharacterized. Bases 1 to 1776 code for a protein of 591 amino acids. Gene Ontology annotation, molecular function: zinc ion binding; DNA binding. Lineage: Eukaryota; Fungi; Ascomycota; Sordariomycetes; Hypocreales; Nectriaceae. The transcript has 4 exons. The record is from RefSeq and is a predicted model, not a curated record. Gene Ontology annotation, biological process: DNA-templated transcription.
AUGUUAUCUUCUGACUUUAAUUGCAGAGGUCCGGAUGGACGGUAUACCUAUCAGGAGGAUCACGAAUCGCAUCAAGGUCCCUCAGUUGCAACCUCUGAGCCACUAGCACCUACUUCAACAAUUACUCAGCCACCUGAACGAGAUGCUGCGAGUUGUGAUGACACGGCUGCCGAUUCAGGUCAACCAAUAAACGGACCCUUUGAUUCGGAACUGCUGUCUGCAGUUACGAGUCCAGACGAGAGACCCAGAGUAGCCCAUACGCAAAAUCCCACAUCACCAUCCACUGUUCAACCAAGUUUUGUGGGCGAAAGCUGGUACGCGUCCUACUUCAUGAGGGGGUUUGCUCCUGGCUGCACCAGUUUCCACCGCCCAAUCGAUGACUGCAAUCGAACAGUUCAAAACGUCUCCCGCGAUACACCUAGGCAAAACUGCCCCAGGAGGUCACCACAGCCACGGGGCCGAACCGAGCUAUCAGAUCUACCACGCCCCGACUUGAUGGACCGGCUCAUCCAUGCAUACUUUGACCGGUUUCAUGCCUUUUGCCCGAUUGUCGGAAAGGAGUUCUUUGCUGCUUCGCUUCAUGAUGGGACCGUAUCUGGAACUCUCCUGCGCUGUGUGCUCUUCGUCGCUUCUCUGCAUUGCGAUGUGGAGAUACUGCAUGUUAUGGGUCACAGCACUCGAUUCGAUGCUAAUUCCGAUCUCUUUAACAAGGCCAGUGCAUCAUUCGACGAGGAUACACAAUCUGACCGGACCAGCAUGGUCUUGUCCUCAUAUUUACUCCACUACUGGUUCGGUAAUCCUACCUCCUACCGUGAUUCGCAUUGGUGGCUUGCAGCUGCCAUCAGGUCGGCCCAGUGCAUGGGCUACCACAGGAGUACCAAGGAUAGCCAGAUGCCGCCCCAGGAAAGGCUGAGAUGGAAGCGCAUAUGGUGGUGCCUCUAUAUCCGCGAUCGGCAGACAUCCCUCUCUACUGGCAGCCCCAUGGUCAUUAAUGACCUCGAUCACGAUGUCGAAGAGCUAGUGAUGAACGAUUUGUCAGACGAGACUCCAGAGACAGCAAGGUAUAUAAUCUCACAGAUGGAGCUGAACAAGACCGGCGGUGACACUAAGCCGAUUCUUGAUGCUGCUCUUCAAGUCUUUGGUCUGGUGGAAGACUCGCUCCUGUACUGGACGCCAGAGUAUUUCCCCAUGAUUUAUGUUUCUGCUCUAUUCUCUGCCAUGAUAGCUGUCGCUGCUGAUGGUAGCAUGUCCCCGCCCAGAAGCGACCAACUCCUCUGCAAGAUACGCCCAGGUCUGCUGGCCCUGAAGCAGUUCGAGUCAGUCUACAAUCUGGCUCGAUGGAUUCGGAAUUUCUUUAUGGAUAUCUUAAAUCGUUCCGAGCCACACACUGGCGACAAGACUGCCCGUGACCAAGGACUGAUCCCACCACGCCAUGUUCAAGAUGGUCAACCCAUAACACCUGAGAGUGUCGCUCAAGCCCCUGCGGAGAACACUGUAGCAGAUACUCCAGUAACGGCGGAGCAGCCUGAUUACUCGACCCCAAGUUUAAAUGUCGAAGACGCAAGCUUUCUAUUCGGGCAUGAUACCCGUGAGGAUGAGUGUCAUCACCCAGAACUGACACGCGUUGGUGGAUUCUGGCCGGCAUCCCUGGUGACGGGCAUCUUUUCUGGGACUCAUAACAGCGAUGUGAUGGACUUCCCCCAACCUGAUUCCAUUCAGUAUCAGGCCAUGCACUUUUUAGCCGACUUGGGCAUAGCGAGUUCAGAUUGUGUGUAA